AUGUUCCGCGCAUCCCUCACCAAAACCGUCCUCAACGCUGCCCCCCGCGCUGCCCCUCGCGCCAGCAGAGUCGCUGCUCGCCCGGUGCUCGCUCGCGGCUAUCACGAGAAAGUCAUCUCUCACUACGAGCAACCCAGAAAUGUCGGCUCGCUGCCCAAGACCGACUUCGACGUUGGCACCGGCCUCGUCGGUGCACCUGCCUGCGGCGAUGUCAUGAAGCUGCAGAUCCGGGUCGACGAGAAUGGUGUUAUCUCCGACGUCAAGUUCAAGACGUUCGGUUGCGGCUCUGCCAUCGCGUCGAGCUCGUAUAUGACUGAGCGGGUGAAGGGUCUGUCGCUGGAGGAGGCUGAGAAGAUCAAGAACACGGAGAUCGCGAAGGAGUUGUGCUUGCCCCCGGUGAAGCUGCACUGUUCCAUGCUCGCGGAGGACGCUAUCCGGUCUGCCAUCAAGGACUACAGGUCGAAGCGUGCUUCGGCAUCGAACCCCAAGCAGGCUGGCUUCAUUGACGUCUCGCAGAGCGCGGCAACCGGGGAGACUGUCGCGACUGCCCACGCGCCAUCAGCAUAA
Messenger RNA from Fomitopsis serialis, 567 nucleotides. RefSeq names its product NifU-like N terminal domain-containing protein. The coding region runs from base 1 to 567 and encodes 188 amino acids. Gene Ontology annotation, molecular function: 2 iron, 2 sulfur cluster binding; ferrous iron binding. The transcript is spliced from 4 exons. Gene Ontology annotation, cellular component: cytoplasm; mitochondrial matrix. Gene Ontology annotation, biological process: intracellular iron ion homeostasis; iron-sulfur cluster assembly. The record is from RefSeq and is a predicted model, not a curated record. Lineage: Eukaryota; Fungi; Basidiomycota; Agaricomycetes; Polyporales; Fomitopsidaceae.